Messenger RNA from Penicillium canariense, 1446 nucleotides. Its product is annotated as putative MFS transporter. The coding region runs from base 1 to 1446 and encodes 481 amino acids. Gene Ontology annotation, molecular function: transmembrane transporter activity. Gene Ontology annotation, biological process: transmembrane transport. The record is from RefSeq and is a predicted model, not a curated record. Lineage: Eukaryota; Fungi; Ascomycota; Eurotiomycetes; Eurotiales; Aspergillaceae. Gene Ontology annotation, cellular component: membrane. The transcript has 3 exons.
AUGAAAGAAGAUAAUAUAGAGAAAGGCUCUAUCGGAAUCAAAGAUGAAAAAGAUCACCAAGUCGGCACCAUUGCGGACCUAGACGAAGGAGAGGCUUUCCUUCACGAACAUGGCUUCACUCAGGUAGCAAUGCAGGUGCUUUUGGAUGAUGAAAAGCGCAACAAGUCACUGGUACGCAGGGUGGACCUUGUGCUCCUACCACUUCUCGCAGGUACCUACGUCCUUCAGUAUAUCGACAAGUCUGCACUGGCGUACUCCGCGGUUUUCGAUCUCUUUACAUCAACACACAUGUCCAGCAACCAAUAUAGUUGGCUAGCCAGCAUUUUCUACUUAGCCUAUCUGGUUGCUGAAUAUCCCUGGAAUAUUCUUGCACAAAAGACGAAACUCGCCAAAGUUGUCUCAGGAAAUGUUGUUGCUUGGGGUGCAAUGCUUAUGAUUACCGCCGCCUGCACCUCAUUCACUGGUAUGGCGAUUUGCCGUUUCCUUCUGGGCAUCUUCGAAGCACCCAUCACGCCAUGCUUCAUGAUGAUUGUGGGCAUGUGGUACACGCGUGAUCAACAGCCUUUUCGUGCAGGUAUCUUCUACAGUUGUAACGGGCUGGGCGCCGUCAUUGGCGGUGUUCUGACUUUUGGAAUUGACGACAUCAUUUCUGCAACACGUUUCAAGUUGGAAGACAAGGCUCUUUUGAUCAGUCGCAAUCGACUCGGAAGAACAGGUGUGAUGAACCACAAAAUCAAGUGGUAUCAGAUUCGAGAGGCUUUGGUUGAUCCUCAAGUCUGGAUCUUGUUCUUCUAUACCCUUUUCAAUGAGAUCAUCAACGGCGGAAUAGCCAGCUUUGGCAAGCUCAUUAUCAAAGGCUUGACAAACGAUCCUCUCAUGACAUGUGCGCUUGGAAUACCCAUGGGCGCCUUUCAAAUCUUCUGGAUUUUGAGUGGAACAUUCUUCGCAUCCCGUGUUCGCAAUUCUCGCACCAUCGUCAUGUUCAUCUACCUGGCGCCUACCGUUAUUGGCACCUGCUUGAUGUGGAAACUGCCUCACAAUACCAACAAGGUAGGGGUACUGUUUGGCUACUACAUCGUUGGUGCAUAUGUCUGCCCUCUAGUUCUGUCACUGCAGAUGCCAGCCACCAAUCUUGGAGGCUACACUAAACGGUCCACCGGUGUCGCCCUUGUAUUUUUGGCCUAUUGUGCUGGAAACAUAAUUGGUCCUCACGCAUUCUUAGCCAAGGAGGCCCCCAUCUACCAGACCGGCUGCAAGGUCAUCGUUGCUUGCGCAUCUGCUCAAGCAGUUCUGGCUAUCUGUCUGCGGCUGCUGUUGGUUCGUCGAAACAAAAAAAGAGACGCAACGGCUGCUGCCGAUCAAGACGGUGCUAGAGUCCAAUCAGAAUAUGAGGAGAUGGCUGAUCUUACCGACUUUGAGAAUCCAAGGUUCCGAUACGUGUUGUGA